CCUGCAGCAGCAAGUGACAUUUAUCAUAAAAAAAUUCAAAGACUUGGAUGCUGUCUCAUUCAUAUUCAAAACAAAUGCGGACAAUACCAUUUUCUUCCCCCAUCUUCUGUCUUUCUGUGUCUCAGUCUCUGCAUUUUCCAACCACUCCAACAAUAAUUCCAUUUUCAUCUGUCAAUGGCUCUGGCACCUGUAUCUUCAGACUCUAUAAAGCCCAGAGAUGUAUGCAUUGUUGGUGUUGCGCGCACACCGAUUGGUGAGUUUCACGGUGCUCUGUCAUCUAUUCCGGCAACCAAGCUUGGCUCUAUAGCUAUUGAAGCUGCUCUUAAAAUGGCGAAAGUUGAUCCAUCACUUGUACAAGAAGUGUACUUUGGGAAUGUUUUCAGUGCUAAUUUGGGGCAAGCUCCUGCGAGACAAGCUGCUCUUGGAGCAGGAAUUCCCAACUCAGUUGUCUGCACUACUAUUAACAAACUUUGUGCAUCAGGAUUGAAAGCUACAAUUCUUGCUGCACAGAGUAUUCAAUUAGGCAUAAAUGAUGUGGUUGUGGGUGGUGGCACGGACAACAUGUCUAAUGUGCCUAAGUACUUGCCACAUGCAAGGAAAGGAUCCCGCCUUGGACAUGAAACGGUUAUUGAUCCAAUUUUGAAAGAUGGUUUGAUGGAUGUGUAUAAUCAAAUUGACAUGGUAGACUGUGCUGAACUGUGUGCAGAAAAAUUUUCAAUAUCAAGAGAAGAACAGGAUGCCACUGCAAUUUUGAGCUAUGAGCGUGGAAUUGCUGCGCAGGAAUGUGGUGCUUUUAAAUGGGAAAUUGUUCCAGUUGAAGUCUCUGGGGGAAAGGGAAAACCUUCAAUUAUUGUUGAUAAAGAUGAAAGUCUAGAUAAGUUUGAUGCUGCCAAGUUGCGUGAACUUCCACCAGCUUCCGAGAAUGGAGGUUCUAUUACUGCAGGCAAUGCUUCUAGUAUGGGUGAUGGUGCUGCUGCACUAGUUUUGGUGAGUGGAGAGAUAGCUCUGAAGCUUGGGCUUCAAGUUAUUGCAAGAAUCAGGGGAUAUGCUGAUGCUGCUAAGGCACCAGAGGAUUUUUCAACAGCUCCAAGUCUUGCCAUUCCCAAAGCUCUUUCCCAUGCUGGGUUGGAUGCUUCAGAAAUUGAUUUCUUUGAAAUUAAUGAAGCAUUUUCGGUUGUGACUCUUUGCAAUCAGCAGCUUCUUGGAAUUAAUUCAGAAAAACUAAAUUUGCAUGGCGGAGCUGUAUCCUUGGGGCAUCCUCUUGGUUGCAGUGGGGCUCGUAUCCUGGUGACACUUUUAGGGGUCCUGAAGCGUAACAAUGGGAAAUAUGGAGUUGGUGCUUCUUGCAAUGGAGGUGGUGGAGCUUCUGCCCUUGUUUUGGAGCUUGUGUAAGGUCCUUUUCAAGUAAAGUCAAUGUGGCUGCAAAUUUAGUUCAACAAAGUCUACCUUCCCUUUAUCUUAUUUUAUGACUUUGUUUGAAUAAGCACAGUUUUAAUAUAAAAAGGGAUUCCAAAUAAGUUAUUAAAUAUUUGGAUGAUAUUUGUACAAGGUACAAGCACUUAUUUAAAUAAUAAGGGGCAUUUGGAUAAAA
Messenger RNA from Lotus japonicus, 1591 nucleotides. RefSeq names its product acetyl-CoA acetyltransferase 2-like. Gene Ontology annotation, molecular function: acetyl-CoA C-acetyltransferase activity. The coding region runs from base 175 to 1392 and encodes 405 amino acids. Gene Ontology annotation, biological process: fatty acid beta-oxidation. Lineage: Eukaryota; Viridiplantae; Streptophyta; Magnoliopsida; Fabales; Fabaceae. The transcript has 13 exons. The record is from RefSeq and is a predicted model, not a curated record.